GCACUAAUUGCCAGCAUCGUCUCUCUCAAUUAUGACCCCUUUGACUAUUCCCUCGCAGAAUUGCCGGCCUGCAUGUUGUGGUUGUAGUGGUACAUAUAGCCUCGUCGCAUCAUUUCUACUCCUACUUCGUGUAGACUUGGAACGGGCCAUUAGUACGAGUUGGUGUGGUGUGCAUCGCGAUCUAUGGACAUGGACAUGGAGGAGCCUCCCCACCUGUUCCUGUGCCCCAUCUCCAUGGAGCUCAUGGAGGAGCCCGUCACGGUGUCCACCGGCGUCACCUACGACCGCCGCAGCAUCGAGCGCUGGCUCUUCACGUACGGCCGGGCCACCUGCCCGGCCACCAUGCAGCCGCUCGCCAACCUUGACCUCACCCCGAACCACACCCUCGCGCGCGUCAUCUCCUCCUGGCUCGACCGCGGCUCCUCCUCCUCGUCGUCGCCGUCCACGUCGUCGCUGUCGAGUCCGGUCCACGAGCUGGGGACGCCGCUGACGAGGAUGCUGGAGGAGGAGCGGCUGCGGUCGGCGCUGGGCGACCUCGAGCAGACGCCGUUCAAGGUGACCGCGCUCAAGAGCAUGCGGAGCUGCAUGGCGGGCGACGUGGCCAUGCAGAUCAUCUUCGUCGCCUCGGGCGGCGUUGAGGCGGUCGGCCGCGUGAUGGCGCAGGCGCUGGCGGAGAGCGGCGCGGGGGGCGACUUCUCCGCGUUCACGGUGUGCGAGGAGGCCGCGGCGGUGCUCGCCGCGCUCCCGCUCUCCGACGAGGCGUCGGCGGGGCUCGUUCUUGCGCCGGAGUGCCUGAGGCCCGUCAUGGCGUUGCUCCAGCGCGGCAGCGCGGAGGCGAGGUUGCACGCCAUGGACAUCCUCACCAAGAUCUCCAGUGCCGGCGCCGGUGACCACUGGACUGCCGGCAUCGACGUCGACGACGUGCUCAAGUCCCUCCUCGAGCUCCUGUCCGACGAGGUCUCCGCGCGCCUCAGCUCGCGCGCGCUCGACGUGCUCCUGGACGUCGUGGAGCGGUCGCCGAGCGGCCGCGCCAAGGCCGUGGAGGUCGGCGCGGUGCACGUCCUCGUCGAGCUCCUCGUCGUGGACGCCGACGACCGCCACGUCGCCGAGCGGAUACUGCUGCUUCUCAAGCGGCUGUGCAAGUGCCCUGAGGGGCGCCUCGCCUUCGCCGAGCACGACCUGUCGGUGGCAGCCGUGGCGAGGACAAUGCUGCGGGUGUCGGAUCUGGCCACGCAGCUGGCCGUCAAGGUGCUGUGGCUCGUGUCCAUGGUGGCCCAGUCGGAGAAGGUGCUCGAGGACAUGGUGCUCACCGGCGCCGUGGCGAAGCUGCUGGGGCUGCUGCACGUCGAGAGCGCGCCGUCCACGAAGCAAAAGACAGUGAGGAUGGUGAGGAUCCACGGCGUGUUCUGGAGGCAGUACCCUUGCUUCCCAACCGACCUCAAGGAUUACUUGAGGCUGCUCGAUUGAUUUGUUCAUUGGUUUCAGGUAAUCUGCAAGAAAGUGAACGAAAACCGUGAAUUUUCUUAUAGUAGAAAAGUUUUGGAACUAGUCUAUUUGUGAUUAUAAUGUAACGACUAUACGGAUUGUACCUAAAAAUUUUAUGGAAAAUGUACAUGAAACAGCAAGAGCAUCAUUCCCUAUUA
Triticum urartu is the source of this 1643-nucleotide messenger RNA. RefSeq names its product E3 ubiquitin-protein ligase PUB23. The record is from RefSeq and is a predicted model, not a curated record. Lineage: Eukaryota; Viridiplantae; Streptophyta; Magnoliopsida; Poales; Poaceae. Gene Ontology annotation, biological process: protein ubiquitination. Gene Ontology annotation, molecular function: ubiquitin protein ligase activity.